UCCCCCCCUCUGUGGGCGAUCAAGCCCUUUUUACUCGUUUCCGUUUCUCUCCGCUCCUCCACGGAGAUCUGGUCACUAUUUUCCUGCGUAUUUUCCUGAGAAAAAUCCGAAGCCUGCAGAGUAAGUUGAUUUCUGUUUUCAGAGAACAAAUCUCGCGCUUUUCUUUUUAUUUGCAGAAAUCAUGAAGAGAAUGAGGGACGACGUGUUCGUUAGCACUCAAUUGAAACGCCCUUUCUCCCAUGGGCAAUCCUCGGUCCCGGGACCAGGAGGAGAAGGGGGAGGAGGAGGAGGUGGUGGAGGGGGUACGGGAGGAGGUGGUUCUCAGAAACUGACAACGAGUGAUGCCUUGACCUAUCUCAAAGAAGUGAAGGACAUGUUUCAAGACCAAAAGGAGAAAUAUGACAUGUUUCUUGAGGUCAUGAAAGAUUUCAAGGCUGAGAGAACUGAUACUGCAGGUGUCAUUGCAAGAGUGAAGGAGCUAUUCAAAGGCCACACCAACCUAAUUUUGGGAUUCAACACCUUCUUGCCUAAAGGUUACGAGAUAACCAUUGAUGAGGAUGAGGCUCCACCGAAAAAGAUAGUAGAGUUUCAGGAAGCUAUUAGUUUUGUGAACAAGAUAAAGAAACGAUUUCAAAAUGAUGAACAUGUCUAUAAGUCAUUUCUAGACAUAUUGAAUAUGUAUAGAAAGGAGCACAAGGACAUAAAGGCGGUCUAUGACGAGGUUGCAACUUUAUUUCAUAAACAUCCAGAUUUGCUUGAUGAAUUUACAAGAUUUUUACCUGAUUCUAAUGCAACACCUUCAACACAACACAUUCCUUACGGCCGAAAUUCACUUCCGCGCUUCAAUGAGCGCAGCUCUGUUACACCCAAAAUUCAUAUGGACAAGCAACGUCGGCGAGAUAGGAUUAUUCCUUGCAGUGCAGAUCGUGAUCGUAGUGUUGAUCGUCCUGAGCUGGAUGAUGACAAAGCCAUGAAAAUGAACAAAGAGCAAAGAAAGCGUGUUGAAAAGGAGACCAAGGAGAGGAGAAAUCGUGAUCAUGACGAUCGAGAAAUUGAGAACAAUAACAAUAGGGAUUUCAACAUCCAACGACUUCCUGACAGAAAGAAAUCUGCCAGAAAGGUUGAAGGAUUUGGAGGGAAUGCUAAUAGUGAUGACAAAGAAACAUUGAAGAGCAUAUACAGCCAGGGAUUCAUUUUCUGUGAGAAAGUUAAAGAGAGGUUAUGCAGUCAAGAUGACUACCAAGCAUUCUUGAAGUGUCUUCAUAUUUAUAGCAAUGGAAUAAUUAAAAGGAAUGAUUUAAAAAAUCUGGUGGCUGAUUUAUUGGGAAAGUUUCCAGACCUUAUGGAGGAGUUUACUGAUUUCUUAGAACGUUGCGAGAAUAUCGAUGGAUUUCUUGCGGGUGUUAUGAGUAAAAAGUCAAUAUCCAGUGAUGGUCACUCAACCAAACCAGUGAGGGUAGAGGAUAAAGAAAAGGAGCAAAAGCGUGAUGUGGAGGGAAGCAAAGAAAAAGAAAGAUGCAGGGAAAAGUAUAUGGGAAAAUCCAUUCAGGAGCUUGACCUCUCUGAUUGCAAAAGGAGUACUCCAAGUUAUCGCCUUCUGCCAGAUGACUAUCCAAUACCUUCCGUAAGCCAGAGAUCAGAGCUCGGCACUCAAGUUUUGAAUGACCACUGGGUAUCUGUGACCUCAGGACGUGAGGACUAUUCCUUUAAACAUAUGCGCAGAAAUCAGUACGAGGAAUGUUUGUUCAGAUGCGAAGAUGAUAGGUUUGAACUGGACAUGUUGUUAGAGUCUGUGACCUCCACUGCUAAGCGAGCAGAAGAAUUGUUGAACAGCAUAAAUGUAGCCAAUGUGGAAAAUCCAAUUCGUAUUGAAGACCACUUUACUGCAGCUCUAAAUUUAAGGUGCAUAGAACGUUUAUAUGGUGACCAUGGUCUUGAUGUGAUGGACAUAUUGCGUAAAAAUCCAGCUCUGGCGUUACCUGUCAUAUUAACGCGCCUGAAGCAGAAGCAAGAGGAAUGGACAAAAUGUCGUUCAGAUUUUAACAAGGUUUGGGCUGAAAUAUACGCGAAAAACCACUAUAAAUCACUUGAUCAACGAAGCUUCUACUUCAAGCAACAAGAUUCAAAGAACUUGAGCAGUAAAUCUUUAGUGGGCGAGAUCAAGGAAAUUAAAGAGCAAAAACAGAAAGAGGAUGAUUUUCUUCUCGCACUUGUUGCUGGAAACAGACAAUUUAUCAGUCCUCAUCUGGAAUAUGAAUACUCAGAUCUCAGCAUUUACGAAGACAUGUACAAACUUGUCGAAUAUUCAUGUGAAGAAAUCUGCUCAACAAAAGAACAGUUAAACAAAGUCAUGAAACUCUAUACUGCCUUCUUGGAACCAAUUUUGGGCGUUCUUUCUCAACUUCAUUGUUUAAAGGUCACUGAAGAUGUUAAGGAAGUUCGGAGUGGUGCUUCAAAUUGUAGUGCAUCAAGCAUAGGAGAGAGUGAUGAAAGUCCAGGUGGUGAUGCUACUGUCAUAAGUUUCGGAAAACAAAAAUCUGUGCAGGGUGAAGACGGCAGUACUUUACUAGAAUCCCUAAGUAUUUGUAGGACUGGUUUAGCAACUGGUGAUACCUCAACUAAAGAAGAUUGUUCUGUUGAUGUGGGUCGUGUCUGCAGAGAAGAACCAAUUUGUGAUACUCAUCAACUUGAGAAAGACCAGAAAAAUGAAGUUGCAAGUGACAACGCUUGUGGGUCCAAUAAACAUGUCACCUCCAUUGACCGAGUUGCUAAUUCGAAUGCAUCAUCGGCAAAUGGAGCAGAAAAUGGUCAUGAUAGAACCAGCCUGGAAGCAGCGCCAGGUUUUGGUGCAAUUCUGUCCAGACCCGAUGACAAUGUUGGUACCGUACCUUCAGCAGAGGAGGGUGAUGUUGCAAAAUCCGCUCCGUUGGCAAAUGGCGUUUUUAGAGAAGGUAGCAAACUAAGCAGCUCUCAUGAAGAAUCUGUAGAGGCCUCCAAAGUUGAAAAGGAGGAGGGCGAGUUGUCACCUAAUGGUGACUUUGAGGAGGAUAACUUUGUCUCUGGAGAUGUUGGGAUGCAGAGUAUGGCCAAGGCAAAACAUCCUGUUGAAUGUAGGCAGUAUCAAUCUGGAAGUGGUGAAGAGUUGUGUGGUCAACAAGCUGGAGUGGAAAAUGAUUCAGAUGCUGAUGAUGAAAACAGUGAAGAUGUUUCCGAGGCUGGUGAAGAUGUCUCGGGCAGCGAGUCUGCAGGUGAUGAGUGCUCCAGGGAAGGGCAUGGAGAGGAGGAUGUUGAUCAUGAUGAGGUUGAUGGUAAGGCUGAGAGCGAAGGAGAGGCUGAGGGGACAACCGACGCACGUUUAGUGCCAUUACCAGAGCGUUUUCUUUCAUCCGUGAAGCCUCUAGCAAAACAUGUGCCAGCGAUUUUAGUUGAGCAAAAGAAAGGAUGUCGGGUCUUCUAUGGAAAUGAUGAUUUCUAUGUGCUUUUUAGACUCCACCAAAUUCUAUAUGAAAGGAUUCUGUCCGCAAAAGUGAAUUCAACAUCUGGUGGAGAAAUGAAAUGGAGAACUUCAAGGGAUGCAAGUUCUCCAGAUCCAUAUGGCAGAUUUAUGAGUGCGCUCUACAAUUUGCUUGAUGGAUCUUCUGAUAAUGCAAAGUUUGAGGAUGAAUGUCGAGCUAUCAUAGGAAACCAAUCAUAUGUGUUAUUUACAUUGGACAAAGUGAUAUAUAAGUUGGUCAAACAGCUUCAAACAGUGGUAACUGAUGAGAUGGACAAUAAGCUUCUUCAAUUAUAUGAGAGUGAAAAAUCCCGGAAAGCUGGUAUGGGAGAUACAGUGUAUUAUGAAAAUGCACGUGUCCUUCUGCAUGAGGAGAAUAUUUAUAGAUUGGAAUGUUCUGCCCCCUCCCGGUUAUCCAUCCAGCUGAUGCACAAUGUGAAUGAGAAACCUGAGGUCUUUGCAGUUUCAAUGGAACCCAAUUUUUCUGAUUAUCUAAACAAUGAUCUUCUGUCAGUCUUUCCUGGAAAAAAGGAGCCACAUGGACUUACCCUAAAGAGAAACAAACGCAGAUUUGCAUCUUUAGACGAGUCCUCAGCAGUCUCCACUGCCUUGGAAGGUGUCCAAUUAGUCAAUGGUUUGGAGUGUAAGAUCACUUGCAGUUCAUCCAAGAUGUCCUACAUAAUGGACACAGAAGAUUUCUUCUUCCGGCCGAGGAAGAGAUCAAAAUCAUUGGGAGAUCGAUCUUCACAUGAUGAUCAAAGGGUACAACGGUUUCACAAAUUCAUGUCGCACUCUCAGUAACUUAACACGCCUAAUUCUGAGACAACAAAUCCCAAGUUACACACAGACGGACACGAGACCGCGUCAGCGUAAGUAUAUUAUGGAGCAAAAAUUUGUCUUUCUUUCACAUUUUAUAUAGUACAACUACAAGUACAUGGAGAUUACAUAACUCAUGCCUUUUCAUUUUACAUAUUUAGAUGCCAGUUCCAUGAAAAACAACCUACUAAGGGUUGCUUCAUAUGGAUGGCCUAUAAGCUAUUGUUUCUGUAUAUAAGGAUCUGUAUGAUAUUUUUGCAGAAAGGUAUUUAUUUGAUCUCUAAUUGUUAUUUUUAUA
Molecule: messenger RNA, 4607 nt
Organism: Morus notabilis
Lineage: Eukaryota; Viridiplantae; Streptophyta; Magnoliopsida; Rosales; Moraceae
Product: paired amphipathic helix protein Sin3-like 2
Exons: 22
Coding region: 182-4294 (1370 amino acids)
Biological process (GO): negative regulation of transcription by RNA polymerase II
Cellular component (GO): histone deacetylase complex; chromatin
Molecular function (GO): transcription corepressor activity
Source: RefSeq, a predicted model, not a curated record